GACGACCAAGUCCCCCUUGGAGUUGCAUUGCACACAUACAUACGUAGAGAGAUCAAAAAACCUAAUCGCGCAGAGUAAAAGCAAAAAAGAAGAAGAAGAAAUCAGAGAGAAUGUCGUGGCAAGCAUACGUUGAUGAGCAUUUGAUGUGCGAUGUCGGCGACGGCCAAGGUCACCACCUAACCGCCGCCGCUAUCAUCGGCCAUGACGGUAGCGUUUGGGCUCAGAGCGCUAAUUUUCCUCAGUUCAAACCUCAAGAGAUCACAGACAUUAUGAAGGAUUUCGAUGAGCCGGGGCAUCUCGCUCCCACGGGCUUGUUCCUCGCAGGGCUAAAGUAUAUGGUAAUCCAAGGCGAGCCUAAUGCUGUCAUCCGUGGCAAGAAGGGAGCUGGAGGGAUCACGAUCAAGAAAACAGGACAAUCAAUGGUGUUUGGUUUGUACGAAGAGCCAGUGACUCCAGGACAAUGCAACAUGGUUGUCGAGAGGUUGGGUGAUUACUUGAUCGAACAGGGUCUUUAAACCAUCUACAAUGCUUUACAUCUCUUUUUCUAAUUCAUAAAACCAUUGUCUCUCU
This is a messenger RNA of Arabidopsis arenosa, 570 nucleotides long. The record is from the annotation of a GenBank genome assembly. NCBI's taxonomy places the organism in Eukaryota, Viridiplantae, Streptophyta, Magnoliopsida, Brassicales, Brassicaceae.